AUGUGCCUCCGCUCGCGACGUGGGGAGGGUGACAUGGCGACUUCCUCAGGCCAGUCCCCCGAGCGGAUUGACCCAUGGCGGCUGGACCUGCGCCUCAAAAUCGAUGGAGUCGAGUCCCUCCUCCUUAAAUGUCCGGAGGACGACAUAGGAACCCUCUCCGGCCAGUCCUCUGAUUGUAUUGAGCCUUGGCGGCUGGACCUACGCCUCAUAAUCGGUGGUGCCGAGUCCGAGUCCAUUUUUUCGCGGGAGAUCGGCCUGAUGUGGCCUAGAGUGACGCAAGUCAAGACUGGCAGCGAUAUUAGCAUAACUAAUCUUGCACUGGCCCCAAUGAAAAGCCAGCGCUGA
Messenger RNA from Penicillium coprophilum, 345 nucleotides. RefSeq lists its product as uncharacterized. The record is from RefSeq and is a predicted model, not a curated record. The transcript is spliced from 2 exons. The coding region runs from base 1 to 345 and encodes 114 amino acids. NCBI's taxonomy places the organism in Eukaryota, Fungi, Ascomycota, Eurotiomycetes, Eurotiales, Aspergillaceae.